Molecule: messenger RNA, 758 nt
Organism: Cucumis melo (muskmelon)
Lineage: Eukaryota; Viridiplantae; Streptophyta; Magnoliopsida; Cucurbitales; Cucurbitaceae
Product: early nodulin-like protein 1
Exons: 2
Coding region: 110-640 (176 amino acids)
Cellular component (GO): plasma membrane
Molecular function (GO): electron transfer activity
Source: RefSeq, a predicted model, not a curated record
UCUCCUCAAAAUUCAUUCUUCCAAUCAUUCUUCCAAUUAUUCAUUCUUUUUCUCAUCUCUAUUUCUCAUUCGGGCGGGCCCAUCCAUCAUAUAACAACCAUAAUCAUCCAUGGCUAACUUUUCAAUAGCUCUGUUUCUUUUCACGUUUAUCCUCUUCAGCUUCUCAGAGGCUAGAGAGAUUUUAGUCGGAGGCAAAUCUAAUGCCUGGAAAAUCCCUUCUUCUCAAUCUCAAUCUCUCAAUCAAUGGGCUGAAACCUCUCGCUUUCGCAUUGGCGACACUCUCGUGUGGACUUACGAAGAGGGGAAAGAUUCGGUACUGAAAGUGACGAAGGAAGAUUAUGAAGCCUGCAAUACAGAAAACCCAGAACAGAGAUUCGAAGAUGGGAAGACGAAAGUGGAGCUAGAGAAGCCAGGGCCGUUUUAUUUCAUCAGUGGGGCAAAGGGUCACUGCGAGCAGGGCCAGAAGCUGAUCGUUGUGGUCUUGACACCUCGCCGGAGGUUCAUCGGGAUCUCUCCUGCGCCUUCUCCGGCGGAAAGUGAGGGUCCGGCGGUUGCUCCGUCUAGUGGAGCUGCUAAUUUGAAGGUUGGGUUUUUGGCGGUGGUUGUAGGAAUUUUGGGUGUUGGUGUUGGGUUGGUUUGAGGAUUGGGAACUGAUUGAUUGGUUUUUUUUUUUUUUUUUGUUUGAUUUAGAAAUGGAUGCAACUCCAUAUUGUUGGAUGAUUAAAAAAUUAUAGAUAAUAUAAUAUUCAUUGAUUUUU